This is a messenger RNA of Haliotis rubra (blacklip abalone), 1218 nucleotides long. RefSeq lists its product as uncharacterized. Lineage: Eukaryota; Metazoa; Mollusca; Gastropoda; Lepetellida; Haliotidae. The coding region runs from base 17 to 1078 and encodes 353 amino acids. The transcript has 6 exons. The record is from RefSeq and is a predicted model, not a curated record. Gene Ontology annotation, molecular function: protein binding.
UGGAUGUGGCUACCCGAUGUGUGUCCUGAACAGACCCUCAUCACCCACUACGUCAUCGAAAGCACUGCAUCAACAACUACACCGCUGCACGACCAGUACAGUCCCCAGUGAUCGUAGGAGGUUGGUCAUCGAGAAUCUGAAGGAAGGAAUCAACUACAGUGUGAGACUGAAACCUGUAGCGGAUGCCGGGGCCGGACCGGCAAGUGACCCUGUGUAUGCAGUGCCCCUUGACCCGAGUUUGUCAACAGGAGAGAUUAGUGGUAUUGCUGUUGCUUGUGUCUUUGUCUUCUGCGUCAUCCUGUCGGGCAUGGUGUGUUGUUACAGAUAUUCCUGCAAAAAGUGGAAGGAGAAAGAGGAGAUAACUCUUCCUGCCCUUCCAAACUUCUCUGCAUAUUCAGCCACAACUGUCAGGACAAUUGCAGUCAUGCCGCUGUCAGACACAAAAUGUGUAGAGAGACCCAAGCAGACCCACUUACUCACUGAUCGACAGCUGAGUGGGGACAGUGGGCGUGGCAGUCUGACCGAAGGUGACCCGAGUCCAGCCCCUCUCUCCCCCUCCAGUCAGUCCCCGCUCAAGUUUGAACCUGUGGAGGAGAAGGAGGAGGAGGCUAAACAAGGGUUGGGGCCAGAACUAAGAAGUGGCAGCAGCCUUCCUCGGGACUACACGAAGGUGGCCGACACAAGCGGUGGUGGACCUCCAUCCAUCAACUGCCUUCAUGUGGAGUGUCCUCCUCACAAUCCCUGGAACGAUUCUGAUGACUCUGUGGACGAGGAGAGUUUCAGCAACAAGGGUUAUGAUGAGUAUGUUAUCGCAGCUAACAAGGAUGGGGAUGGGGAGGAGGAAAAGGGUGUUAAUCCAGGUUUUGUUCUGGAUGCAGAAGGGGAAAAGUCUGAGUCUGAUGCACCUUGUCAGGAGGACCUGUAUCUUGGGGAGGAACAUUGUCAUGGUGUUCCUCUCACAGAAGUUGCAUCACGCAUCAAUGAAGUGCAAGUGACAGGUGACCUCAGUACGGAAAUGUCUGAUAUGGACAAUUUCUCCGAGGGUUUGGAAGUUCCAGAUGUAGAGCACCAAUGGUAGUCACUAGCAGGAAGAAACAGUGCAGGUGAAGAUGUCAGCACCCUGAAAUCACAACCAGAAAAGCCUCACAUGUCUCAACAAGGAGAAACCUCAAAUAUGGAUGACAGUCAUCUGAGAAGACAGCGAGAGCCCCUUCCAUG